This is a messenger RNA of Brassica napus (rape), 1857 nucleotides long. RefSeq lists its product as uncharacterized. Gene Ontology annotation, biological process: DNA integration. The transcript is spliced from 3 exons. Bases 1 to 1857 code for a protein of 618 amino acids. NCBI's taxonomy places the organism in Eukaryota, Viridiplantae, Streptophyta, Magnoliopsida, Brassicales, Brassicaceae. The record is from RefSeq and is a predicted model, not a curated record. Gene Ontology annotation, molecular function: RNA-DNA hybrid ribonuclease activity; nucleic acid binding.
AUGAAGGGGAUCGACCCCGCAGUUACCUCCCAUGAACUGCACGUCGACCCGACGUACAAACCCAUCCGACAGAAGCGACGAAAACUCGGUCCAGAACGAUCUAAAGCCGUAAACGAAGAAGUCGACAGGCUCCUCGACGCGGGUUUCAUAACCGAAGUCCGAUACCCCGAAUGGUUGGCUAACCCGGUUGUCGUCAAAAAGAAAAACGGAAUCGAGGCUAACCCCAAGCAGAUCUCGGCGAUCCUCGACCUUCCAAGCCCAAAGAACAGCCGCGAAGUACAACGACUAACCGGACGCAUAGCAGCUCUCAACAGGUUCAUCUCGCGAUCAACCGAUAAGUGUCUUCCCUUCUACGAGCUACUAAGGGGCAAUAAGAGGUUCGUCUGGGACGAAAAGUGCGAGGAGGCGUUCAAUCAACUCAAGCACUACCUCACAACCCCCCCAGUACUAUCAAAGCCAGAAGCCGGCGACACAUUGUCUCUCUACAUAGCCGUCACAUCCUCCGCCGUCAGCAGCGUGCUCAUUCGAGAAGAUCGGGGAGAACAGAAACCAAUCUUUUACACAAGUAAAAGAAUGACCGAGCCAGAGACGAGAUACCCAACACUCGAAAAGAUGGCCUUAGCUGUCGUCACCUCGGCCAGGAAACUGCGACCCUACUUUCAGUCGCACACGAUUGAAGUACUGUCCAACCAACUACUCCGAACGGUUAUGCAGAAUACUAACCAGUCAGGACGGUUGACUAAAUGGGCGAUGGAGCUGAGCGAACAUGACAUCGUGUACAAGAAUCGCACAGCAGCAAAGUCACAGGUCCUUGCCGACUUCUUGAUCGAGUUAACACCAGAGCUGGAGCAAGACCUCAUCCUACCAAGUUUAAACUGGAUCCUACACGUCGACGGUUCAUCCACGAGUAAAGGGUCGGGGGCAGGAGUGCAACUGCAAUCACCAACAGGAGAACUCAUCCGACAAUCAUUCAGCUUUGGUUUUGCGGCGUCAAACAACGAAGCUGAGUACGAAUCCCUCAUCGCAGCGCUCCGUCUCGCCAAGGCAGUGAAAGCCAAAGGAAUCAGCGCUUACUGCGACUCUCAACUUGUCGUAAGCCAGUACCUCGCCGAUUACGACGUCCUCAACGAAAGGAUGGACGCCUACCUCAAACUCGUUUCUCGCGGAGAAAAUGUAUGUGCCGACGCCCUCGCUGCUCUAGGAAGCAAGCUACACGAUCAGGUCAAGAGGACAAUCCCAAUCCAUAAAAUCGAGAAACCGAGCAUCGAUACGAAGGCGGAACAGACUGCGAUCGCAGCAGCGAUUAGCGAAGCGAUGGACAUCGACGAAGCAGAACCUCCUUCGCAGGAUGAUCAGCCAACAGAUUGGCGCAAGGAACUCAAUGAUUACCUCGCUGAAGGUUUAUUGCCCACCGAGAAAUGGGACGCGCGGCGACUGAAGCGACGUAGCACACACUACGUUGUCAUGGACGGGGAACUACACCGAUGGACCGCGACGAAGGUGCUACUCAAAUGUAUCUCCGGCGAAGAAAUGAGACUAGUCAUGGCCGAAACACAUGAAGGAGCAGCAGGCAAUCACUCGGGCGGACGAGCUCUCGCAUUAAAAGUAAAGAAUCUCGGAUUCUACUGGCCAACCAUGAACGCCGACUGCGAUACAUACGUGCGCAAGUGCGACAAAUGCCAGCGUCAUGCUUCCACCUUACACAGCCCAACGGGGUUCCUUCAUUCCCUAACUGCUCCAUACCCAUUCAUGCGAUGGGGAAUGGACAUCAUCGGUCCGAUGCCGGCAUCUCGCCAAAAGAAGUUCAUCCUGGUCCUCACAGAUUACUUCACCAAAUGGGUUGAAGCCGAAGCCUAA